Messenger RNA from Saprolegnia diclina VS20, 405 nucleotides. RefSeq lists its product as hypothetical. The transcript has a single exon. The record is from RefSeq and is a predicted model, not a curated record. The coding region runs from base 52 to 339 and encodes 95 amino acids. Lineage: Eukaryota; Oomycota; Saprolegniomycetes; Saprolegniales; Saprolegniaceae.
CCGCCAGGGCGCGAGGUGAGCUGCAAACCCAAGUGCAUUGAUCAAUACGAGAUGCGCUACGUGGCCACGUACCUCCUUCUCUCGCUGCAGACAAGCGACGUGACGCGCGCGGCCAUGGAGCGCGUCUUGGCCGCUGCCAACGUCGACAUCGAUUCCGAUCGCCUCGACCUCUUUUGGGCAGCCAUCCAGGACAAGGACAUCGACGAAGUCCUUGCGCACGGCUGGCAAUACCGCUUAGUACCACCGACCAAGACACGACAAACGCGCUACGUCUGCGACUGUUGCUACGGCUUGACCACCCACAUUGCGCGAUUGCAUGGCGACGCUAGCGACUACUAGACAGUACAUCAUAAUGGAAUAGCAUAGCUCUAUGUCUCGAACGAGCGGACCCUAACCCUCGAGUCG